UAGCGUUCAAUAGAUAACCCAUUAGAAUGGGUUUAAUUGAAAGAUCAACAAGUUAAAAUGGAUUAUUUCUAAGAUUACGUAAUGUUUGCAGAAAUACGCUAACACAUUUAUAAAUAUGAGUAAUUCAACAAUCAAUGCUUUAGUUUUUAUCUAUUUCCUUAAAAAUCACGUGAUGUUGAAAGGCUCUAAGUGAUUUUUUUGUUUAAUUAUUGCAUGUAUAAAGCAUAUGGACUUGUACGCAUUUGAAGAGCUGACGCGUACAGCUGGCCGUAAUAUUUCCAUUCAAUCAUCUAAUACGUUGUGACAAAGCCAGAGUCCCGUCAUCAUUCAUUGUUAUGAUUAACUGAUCUUAGACUUAGUGUAUUGUGUAUACAGUUUACCAGGAAGUACUAUUGAUCAUGGAUUUUCAAACUUUUGCAACUCUGCUAAUUCUAACGGUAUCAGUUGAUGUUGCAUGGGCUGAUUGUGAGGGUAUGACACAGUGUAUGGACAAGUUUUCAAGCAAGAUACACAAUAUAAACUUCACUUUAACAAACGAACAAAGUAUUGUCCACUUUCUUGAUGCCAUAUGCAAGAAUUCUGAUGCCUUGGCUAAAUGUUACAACCCACAGAAUAUAGGUGGAUGUUCUUCGCUCUCACAGAUUGUGUCGUAUAAUCCAUCAGAGGAAAAAAUGAAAGAUGAGUUUAACAAAGUUUGUUCCAAAAAGCAAGAUCUGUUAUCAUUUAUGAAGUGUAUCUCAAAGCUACAAGUUGCAAAAGGAAUGUCAGAAUGUGCUAAGAAAAUGAUGCAGAACUCCCAGUCUGAAAACAAAGAUUCAUCAGAAUGCUCAAUCCAAUCCGAAUUAUUUACCUGCAUGACAAACUCUAUGCAAGGACAUUGUACAGGUGAAGCUGUAGAUUUCUUCAAAACCACACAAAAUGAGAAAUACAGUAUGACCUGCACGGCGACGUCCACAAUUACCAACAUACUUCUUCUGUGCGGUAUUUUUUUGAUGAAACAAUUACUGCUCUAAAUUCCUAGCGUUGUUUUGCAUCUUGCUGGAAAGCUUAACAAUAAUACACCGAAGAAAUAUUUAGACCAGGAAGUUCUGUUCAAAAGACAAGGUCCCAGUGGAAUAUCUAAAGUUAUAGUACUUAUUCAUUGAUGAUUGAUGACGUUUUACACAUGUACCAUUGUAUAUAUUUGUUACCUGUUCACUUACAACUUACACAUCAUUGUUCUGUAUCUAGCAACUUUAAAAAGAUCGUUUGAGAUGUAAACUACGGAAUCAUUUAUAUUCGUGGGAUAUAUUUUUUUUUAAUUUCAUAGGUUAAGGAAAAUAAAGGCAACAGUAGUUUACCGAUGAUCAAAUCUCGUAAAUUGAUGAAGAUGACAAAUCAAAGUAAAAAACAAGAACUAAGGGAAUCGUACGAAUUUGGAUACUCUAUGAUAUAUCUUUUUUAAGUCUCUCUUAAUUCGAACUAGAUAAUAUCCUUGUUUAAGUAUGACAUUAUGCAUUUUUUUGUACAAGUGUAAGAAAAGAUGAACAUGGUAUUGUGAUUAAACAUAGAUACAUGUAGCUGAUGAAGAAAAUAUCGAUGACUAUUUUUUAUACAGGUUAAAUUGUGUUCAGCAUUGAAAGCAAUGAACGUAAAUGUAUAAGUAGUAGUAUCUGAAAGACGUUACUUAUUAAACAAAACUUUCGAAAGUCUGCAUUUUGUUUUGAAAAUGUCUUUUGUUCCUUUUUUUAAUGAAUUCUUAAAGUGUGUCCAAAUGUAUGAAACUUGUAGAUGACAAUACAAAAUUAAAAAAAAAAUAUUGAAUAAUGUUCAUAAACUUUUGUAUACGUAUUUAACAGUGAACCGUGGAUUUUAAUAUCGAUUUAAAAAAAUGCAAAAUGGCUUAGUCCUGCUGAAAUAAAAACUCGUGAAACUCGUCCCUCUCUGUUUAAGACAAAAAUAACAUGUUGAAUCUGAAUUGUACAGAUGCGCUUCGAAGGGAAGGUGAUAAAUUAUUAUGUUAGAAUGAUGUUUAACAAAGGCCAAAAUCUGACAUGUGUUUACAUAGCAGUAAAAUGAAACAUUUGAAAGAGUCAUUACAUUAACCAUCACAAUAAAGAGAGAGAACGAAAAUCUCGGAUAGUCAAGAAGAUUAAUAAUUUUUAGUACAUAAAUGCACUAAUCAAACAGCCUUAUGUCGAUGGAACAUCACUGAAUGUUACUUAACUUUACGUGCGACGAGCAACAUGAUGGAUACCACUGAAGGAUGUAGAACCCUUUAGAUACCUGCAACACCUUUAACAAAAAAUCUUACAAGUAAAAAUACUCUAAAGUCAUGAACAUUGCAAUUACAACUUGCGAUCAAUUUUAAUCGUAUGUUUUUUUUGGUAAAAAUAGUUUCGGAAUAGUCGUAUGAUCGGUAAAUUUACCAAAGGUUUCUUAUUCCCGUUUGGGACAUUUUGGCUGAGCGUGAAUUCGUAUGGCGGUUGAUGCAUACAAAGCAAGAGGCUCUUACUCUGUCAACACACCCAGUAUCUCCUCUUUUGUAGUUCAGGCAAUUCCAUCAGUUUACCAGAUUAUAGUAACUGUUUACGAAUCCAGAGCACCAGAGUUCAGUAUCUUAUUUUAACGAGGUUAGUUUGCUCAAUCUGUAGUUUAAAGCUGUUUGAUCGCCCCCUCCCCUCGCUUUGGUAUAUUACCUUUCAACAUGUAUGUAAGAAAGACGUCCUGCUCGUGCACUACUUAUUGUCGGUGUUCAUCUAGUAUUUUUUUUUAAAUAAGGAAACACUUUGACAUCAGACGAAAAUACGUAAAUGAUUAUUUAUUAAAUGCAUGUGUUGAUCGAAUUUGUUAGUGCCAUGGUCAAGUAGAUAUAUAUAUAUGAAUUAUCUUAAAGUUGCUUAAACGUCAAGUGGGUAUUAUAUGUUAACUUAUUUGUUGAGAUAUACUUUGCAAACCCGUUUAAUUAAUUAAGUCUUAAUGAAAUAUUUCCUGUCAUUUCUCUUGCUUAACGAUUAGAAGUGUUAGACGAAUGUAGCGAAUUAUUUGUAUCAUAGCUACAUUUUGUAACCAAUCGUUCAUUAUAAAACUAUGCACAGAAAGAAAGUGCCUGUAAAAUCUUGAAAUAAACAGGAUAUAAAUAUCCUAA
Messenger RNA from Mytilus californianus (California mussel), 3127 nucleotides. RefSeq lists its product as uncharacterized. The transcript is spliced from 5 exons. Bases 399 to 1013 code for a protein of 204 amino acids. The record is from RefSeq and is a predicted model, not a curated record. NCBI's taxonomy places the organism in Eukaryota, Metazoa, Mollusca, Bivalvia, Mytilida, Mytilidae.